Molecule: messenger RNA, 690 nt
Organism: Papaver somniferum (opium poppy)
Lineage: Eukaryota; Viridiplantae; Streptophyta; Magnoliopsida; Ranunculales; Papaveraceae
Exons: 4
Coding region: 1-690 (229 amino acids)
Source: RefSeq, a predicted model, not a curated record
AUGGCUGGGUUGGUGUACCACGUAUAUGAGGGAUGCAAGCGGAUAUGCUCACUUGCGCAAGGUUUAGUUUGCCCAUCAUAUUUCAGAAGAAUUGCAACACUUAUUGUCCAUCCAAAGACCCUGGGAGGUGAAUCGGCUAGACCCAUUUACGAUUCACGAAUACGAGUCGACUACGAAACCGGUUUAAAAAGUACUAGUCUAUAUAUUCACCAAAGGAUUUUCGAGUGUUGCGAUGAUAAUUAUCAGCCUCCUUAUAUUUACUACCUCCCUGCCGCGUGUCCAGAGGGUUACCGACCACCUUCCCCUCCUCAUUUCAACCCUUCUAACCCACUUCCCGAAUUCCUCCCUGCCGAAUCUCCAGAUGGUUACCAACCUUACCCUCCUCAUUUCUACCCUUCAACCCCAUUUCCCUCAUCAUACACCACAUACCUCCCUUAUCCCUAUAAAGGUUAUGAUCUUUCAGGUACUAUGCCUCCCUACUCGGAAGUUGGGGAUAAAGAAGGCUGGUAUGAUAGGACCCCUAGGGAAAAGACCCUAGCCGACUGUCGUAAACAGCUUGAGUAUUAUUUUGAUCCUAAUCCCAAUAAAAAGUGGCCUUUUGGGCCUCGAAAAGCAGGUCCAGAGGAUUAUCCGAGUUUGAGGAGGGCAGAAGCUUUGAAGAGGGGAGAAGGAGGUUCUACAUCUUCUUAG